This is a messenger RNA of Colius striatus (speckled mousebird), 2081 nucleotides long. RefSeq names its product family with sequence similarity 98 member A (gene TSLIG3A). Lineage: Eukaryota; Metazoa; Chordata; Aves; Coliiformes; Coliidae. The transcript has 9 exons. The record is from RefSeq and is a predicted model, not a curated record. The coding region runs from base 284 to 1999 and encodes 571 amino acids. Gene Ontology annotation, cellular component: tRNA-splicing ligase complex.
CGAAGCGGUUUGGGCCUCCUGCCGCCCCGUCGCCCUCCGCCUGUGGCCGCGACACCGCUCAGCACAGCGCAUUCCAGCGUGGGGUCGUGGUGGGAGGGGCCUUCUUCGGGGCCUGCCUUGUACACCGCCUGAGCAGAAACGUGGGAGGUUUGGCUCGUCGCGGGCUCUCUCCCCACAGACGCACGCCGGCACCCGCGUUCACACUCGCAUCUCCUUUUAGCAACGCUGCCUGGCGCGGCGAGUAAGCGGAGACCAUCGCGGAAGAAGGCCGCGUCGAUCAGGCAUGGCGGCGGGGCGCCCGGAGGGAAGCCGGGUGGAAGGUUCUUUCCCCGUGCACCGCCGCAGGAUGGAGUUCGAGCUCCUGGAGAGCGACGUGCUGGAGUCGCUGGAGGACCUGGGUUACAAAGGUCCAUUGUUGGAUGAUGGAGCGCUGGCCCAGGCAGUCUCCCGUGGAGCCAGCUCCCCUGAAUUCACCAAACUCUGUGCUUGGUUGGUAUCUGAGUUGCGGCUCUUCUGUAAACUAGAGGAAAAUGUGCAGGCAACUAACAGUCCAGACGAAGCAGAAGGAUUUCAGCUGGAAAUGAGUGGGUUGCUGGCUGAAAUGAACUGUCCAUAUGCAUCGUUAACAUCAGGAGAUGUGACAAAACGCCUUCAUAAUCAAAAGAACUGUCUCUUGCUGCUUACAUACCUCAUCUCAGAACUGGAAGCUGCCAGAAUGCUGUGUGUGAAUGCCCCUCCUAAAAAAGCACAGGAAGGAGGUGGCAGUGAAGUCUUUCAGGAGCUAAAAGGCAUAUGUAUUGCUUUAGGCAUGUCCAAGCCUCCAGCCAACAUAACGAUGUUCCAGUUCUUCAGUGGAAUUGAGAAAAAACUGAAGGAAACUCUAGCAAAGGUUCCACCUAAUCAUGUUGGAAAACCUUUGUUGAAGAAGCAACUGGGACCAGCUCACUGGGAAAAAAUUGAAGCAAUUAAUCAAGCCAUAGUCAACGAAUACGAAGUCCGAAGAAAACUAUUAGUCAAACGUUUGGAUGUUACAGUGCAGUCCUUUGGCUGGUCAGACAGAGCUAAGAGUCAGACAGAAAAACUGGCUAAAGUCUACCAGCCAAAACGUGCCCUCUUGUCUACUAAGUGCACUAUUUCCAUUGCAAACCUCUUGGCAGCUCGGCAGGAUCUAUCAAAAAUUAUGAGAACGAGCAGUGGGUCCAUCCGAGAGAAGACUGCAUGUGCCAUUAAUAAGGUGCUGAUGGGCAGAGUGCCUGACAGAGGGGGACGGCCCAAUGAAAUUGAACCGCCACCGCCCGAGAUGCCACCGUGGCAGAAGAGACCUGAGGGUGGUUCGCAGCAAGGUGGCGGCGGCAGAGGAGGAAGAGGCGGCUACGAGUCCUCGUACGGAGGGCGAGGAGGUUAUGACCACGGGGGUCACGACCGAGGAGGAAGAGGAGGCUAUGACUCAUCGUAUGGAGGGCGAGGAGGUCAUGAACAAGGGAGCCAUGAUCGAGGAGGACGAGGAGGAGGACGUGGUGGUUACGAUCAUGGUGGCAGAGGAGGCGGAAGAGGAAACAAGCUUCAAGGAGGCUGGACAGAUGGCGGAGGUGGUGGCUACCAGGAUGGCAGCUACAGGGAGAGCAACUACAGAGAUGGAGGUUUUCAAACGGGUGGCUACCAUGGUGGUGGUGGCGGCGGCGGCUACCAAGGAGGAGGCUAUGGUGGCUACCAGUCGUCUUUAUAUUCAGGAAGUGGCUACCAAGGGGGAGGUGGUGGUGGCUACCAGCAGGACAACAGAUACCAAGACGGUGGGUCCCACGGUGACCGAGGGGGUGGGCGUGGAGGAGGGAGGGGGGGCCGUGGCGGUCGUGGUGGCCGCGGAGGUCAGGGAGGAGGCUGGGGAGGCAGAGGUGGACAGAACUUCAAUCAAGGAGGGCAGUUUGAGCAGCACUUCCAGCAUGGAGGUUAUCAGUAUAAUCAGUCUGGCUUUGGACAAGGAAGACACUUCACAAGCUGAAGCUGCUAAAAACUUUUGCUUCAGCAGAGCUCACGUAACAGAAACCUGGUUUCAGAGGCCUGGCUUCAUCGCUGCGUGAAUG